This is a messenger RNA of Andrographis paniculata, 1757 nucleotides long. Its product is annotated as G2/mitotic-specific cyclin-2-like. The transcript is spliced from 7 exons. The record is from RefSeq and is a predicted model, not a curated record. Bases 157 to 1536 code for a protein of 459 amino acids. Gene Ontology annotation, molecular function: cyclin-dependent protein serine/threonine kinase regulator activity. Gene Ontology annotation, cellular component: centrosome; nucleus; cytoplasm. Lineage: Eukaryota; Viridiplantae; Streptophyta; Magnoliopsida; Lamiales; Acanthaceae. Gene Ontology annotation, biological process: regulation of cyclin-dependent protein serine/threonine kinase activity; mitotic cell cycle phase transition.
UACCCCUCCCUUCUCUCUCUCUCUCUCUACCCCAAUUCCGCCAUUGUUGUACGCUCCGCUCCUUCUCCCCCUUUCUUCCUCUGCAAAAUUUUUAUUUUAUUUUAUUUUUUAUGUUUUUUUAAUUUUUUUUCUGGGUCAGAUUAAUAUUUCCAGAAAAUGUUUGCAUCUGACGAGAAUAGUUCCGCGCAAAUCAGACCCUCAGAUUUGCAAGGUGAGGGAAGGAGAUUUGGAGCUGAGAUGAGACCCAACAGGAGGGCGUUAAGUGUGAUUAAUCACAGUAAUCCAUACCCUCCUUGCGUUGUCAACAAAAGGGGCUUUGCAGAGACAAACGUGAUUUCUGGAAAGAACAUUGGUCCAUUGCCAGGACAACAUCGGCCCAUCACAAGGAAAUGUGCUGCACAUAAGGGUGUUUCCAAUCCAUCUCUGGAGGAGGCCAAGAAACCGAGGACAUCAUCGUUCACAGUGUGGGAAGAUGUUCCUUUGGACGAUCACGGCGCCGCCAAAGGGCAGCCGGCGCCGAUGUCGUUGGAGCAGCAAUCCGAGGUCGAAAUGGUCGACAAAAAUCAAAUGGUAUGUGCAGACUCGCCUAUUGAUCUUGCAGUCCUAACAGGGCAUCCUCCAAGUGUAAAUUUGUCUGAAAUCCGACAAUGCCGGCCGCAGGAGGUCGAAAUGGAGGACAUAUUUGAAGAAGAAGAGGCUGUCGUGGACAUAGACGCCGCCGACAAAAGCGAUCCCCUCGCAGUUGUCGACUACAUCGAGGAAUUGUAUUCUUACUACAAAAAGAUCGAGAUGUCGAGCUGUGUCUCACCGGAAUAUAUGAUGCAUCAAUUCGACAUCAACGAGCGAAUGAGAGCGAUCCUCGUUGACUGGCUGAUCGAGGUGCACCACAAAUUCGAGCUCCGGGGAGAGACAUUAUUUCUAACCAUUAAUCUGAUCGAUCGAUUCUUAGCGAAGCAGAGCGUUGUCCGAAAGAAGCUACAGCUGGUCGGGCUCGUCGCGAUGCUUCUCGCGUGCAAGUACGAGGAGGUCUCGGUCCCCGUUGUCGACGACCUUGUCUUCAUUUCGGACAAGGCGUAUACUCGGAAAGAAGUUCUCGAAAUGGAGAAGAUGAUGCUCAACGCUCUGCAGUUCAACAUGUCGGUCCCGACCCCCUACGUCUUCAUGCGACGGUUCCUAAAGGCGGCGCAAUCCGACAAAAAGUUGGAGCUUGUGGCGUUCUACCUGAUCGAGCUAAGUUUGGUCGAGUAUGAGGCCGUUAAGUACCCUCCGUCGUUGCUGGCGGCGGCGGCGGUUUACGCGGCUCAGGCGACAGUGUACGGAGUGGCGCAGUGGAGCAGGACGUGCGAGUGGCACACGGGGUACACAGCGGCCGAGCUGCAGGAGUGCACGAGGCUGAUGGUGGCGCUGCACGGGAAGGCGGCGGCGGGGAAGCUGACCGGAGUUCAUAGGAAGUACAACACGAACAAGUUCGGAUAUGCUGCAAGAUGCGAGCCUGCAGAUCAUCUUCUUCUUCUUCAUGAUGAUCUUCAGCAAUAACAACGACAAACAAUUUUAAUGGAGGAAUGUACAGACAGACAGAUCUAACUCUGUGUUACUUACUGCUGCUGAUGCUGCUGAUGAUGAUAAAAUAUCAUAACAAUAAUGGGGUGGGGUGGGGGGAGGCAGCAACUGUGUGUUGCUCUGCAUGAAUGGGCAAUGGAAUUGAUUUGGUGAAUUAAUUGUUGUCGUGAUGUUAUGAUUCUAAUUUCGAAACACUA